Messenger RNA from Chrysemys picta bellii (western painted turtle), 962 nucleotides. The record is from RefSeq and is a predicted model, not a curated record. Lineage: Eukaryota; Metazoa; Chordata; Testudines; Emydidae.
UAGUGGCCAGAGCGGGGCGGGGGGAGGGUUGGGAGCCAGGACUCCCCCCAGACUGCCUCUGGGAGGGAGUGUGGCCAAGCGCCUAGCCCGGGGAGCCGGGACUCCUGGGUUCUACCCCGGCUCUUAGAGCUGGGGGCGUACGUGCCAAAGACCUUCCAUGCGGGUACCACGCCAUGCCAAGCCACCCCCGCUCGACGCCUGGCUUCAGAGUGGGCUGUGAAAUCCCCGUUCCAUCGUGUUCAGCCUCCUUGCCAGAGCGCACCUGGGCAAGGGACGCCCGCUCGGCUUGACAGCAGCUGGCACGGAGCCCUGGGCCCCGCCCGCCCGGCAGGCGAGUCAGUCGGCUCCGAAUCCCGCCCCUUUCCCUGCUGAAGAGUCAGUCGUCAGGGCACCCGAAAAGUCAUUCGGUGCCAGUGCAACCCGGAGCACCUUGUUCCCCCCGCGCCCGAGCGAGCGACAUGGAGAUCACCGCGGCCACACUGCUUCUGCUGCUCCUCGGCCUCUCCUGCCUGGUCGUCCACCUCCGCGGGAAGGGCCAGCGGAAGGGGGGGUGUUUGCCCCCGGGCCCCCGCCCGCUGCCCCUGCUGGGGAACCUGCUGCAGCUCGAUACCAAGGACAUGGCCAAAUCCCUUCUCACGCUAAGCGAGCGCUAUGGGCCUGUCUACACCCUCCACCUGGGCUCCCGGCGGGUGGUGGUGCUGUGCGGCUACCAGGCGGUGAAGGAGGCCCUGGUGGACCAGGCCGAGGCGUUCAGCGGGCGCGGGGAUCUGCCCGUGAUGUUCCGCUUAACCCAAGGAAACGCCGCGCCCUUCGACCCCACCUUCCUCAUCAGCCAGGCCGUCUCCAACGUCAUCUGCUCCAUCGUCUUCGGCGACCGCUUCGACUACCAGGACGGGAGCUUCCUCACCUUGGUCAGCCUCAUGAACCGGAACGCCCAUCUGUUCAGCUCCCCGUGGGGGCAG